UACUUUUAGCGUCCGUCUCCCCGCGUUUGAGCGAGCUCCAUCAUGGCUGCAGUUGAAUUUGUUUGAGAUAGAGAAACAUUUGGCAAUAGAUCGCGCAUGCAUUCGUUACUAUGAGGAACGAAUACGCAACAUAUUAGCAAAACAUGAGCCGCAGGGUUUGCUUGAUCUGCAUUACACUCUCUAUGAAUGUGAUGUGGCGCAUGGAACUUGGAGUCUUUCACUGUGCGAUCGGGUACGUGCGUUACUUCAGCGUCUUGGCGUCGUUGAAGAGGUAGCGACGACUCUACCCAUCGACCGAAGCAUGUAA
This is a messenger RNA of Trypanosoma cruzi, 307 nucleotides long. RefSeq lists its product as uncharacterized. Lineage: Eukaryota; Euglenozoa; Kinetoplastea; Trypanosomatida; Trypanosomatidae. The transcript has a single exon. The annotation marks the transcript as partial. The record is from RefSeq and is a predicted model, not a curated record.